Molecule: messenger RNA, 863 nt
Organism: Amphimedon queenslandica
Lineage: Eukaryota; Metazoa; Porifera; Demospongiae; Haplosclerida; Niphatidae
Product: ras-related protein Rab-1A-like
Exons: 2
Coding region: 43-705 (220 amino acids)
Molecular function (GO): GTP binding; GTPase activity
Source: RefSeq, a predicted model, not a curated record
UUGUGCGUUGGCGUGUGAAUGAAGUACAGUACGAAUUGAACAAUGGCCGAGCCACAGGGUCAUUCCAGCUCAGCUCUACCUAACGAGUACAAGGUGAUCUUGAUAGGAGCUGUAGGAGUUGGGAAGACUAGCCUUUUGAUGAGAUAUGUUCACAAUGAAUUUCAAGAGACGCCUAAUAAGUUUGUCUCUGAAGAAAAGAAAACUAUUACCAUCAAUGGGAAAGAGAUUGUACUGUAUCUUUGGGAUACUGCAGGUCAGGACAGAUACCGUACACUAACACGUCGCUACUAUGAAAAUACUGAUGCUGUAAUGGUAGUGUAUAGUUCUGUUGAGGAAGAAAGCUUUCGAGAAAUUCAGGACUACUGGUUUCAAGAGCUGCAACAUUACUUAAAAUAUGACGAUGAGUCUGUUCCGAUUUUAUUAGUGGCUAAUAAAUCGGAUUUAAUAUCUCCUGAUGUUGAUACCGUUCAUUUUGGCACUGCCAAAGAGUUAGCUUUGCAGAAAGGGUUACUGCACCCUAUUGAAUGCAGUGCUAAAACUGGACACAAUGUUAAACAAGCAUUUCAUGUAAUAGCAACUGCAUUAUUUAAGAAGAGUCAACCAUCAAGGAAACCUAAUGUGUCAAGCGUGACAAGACGUCAAUGCUCUUGCAUGAACAGAAGUAGUGACCAGAAAUCUGAGAGAUUACAUGUUGACAAUAACUAGACUCACUAGUUUGUGUGUGUUUGUUAUGAUGUUUUGCCUUAUAAAUUAAAUGCUUAUGAGUCUUGAAUUGGUUUAUUAUUCUAAUUAAACACACACUAUUGUUAUUACUGAAAUAGUUACGGUUAUUGUUCUUUCUUGUAAAUUUGAUUUCAACGUUA